Molecule: messenger RNA, 6279 nt
Organism: Varanus komodoensis (Komodo dragon)
Lineage: Eukaryota; Metazoa; Chordata; Lepidosauria; Squamata; Varanidae
Product: highly reducing polyketide synthase PKS6-like
Exons: 7
Coding region: 1-6279 (2092 amino acids)
Biological process (GO): fatty acid biosynthetic process
Molecular function (GO): fatty acid synthase activity
Source: RefSeq, a predicted model, not a curated record
AUGGAGCCUAAAGAUGAAAUUGCCAUUGUUGGGGUAGGAUGCCAUUUUCCUGGAGGAGAAGGAAUUGACAAUUUCUGGAAAGUACUGAUUGAAGGCAGAAACUGUACUGUGGACAUACCUCCAGAAAGAUUUAACAUCAAGAAGUGGUAUGAUUCGGACACUAACAAACCAGGAAAAAUAUUCACAAGACAUGCGGCUCUUCUUGAUGAAUUCAACAGAUUUGACAACAAGCUGUUUGGUAUUAAUGAUAUGGAAGCAGACCGUAUGGAUCCCCAGCAGAAACUUCUACUGGAGUGCGCCUACAAAGCUCUGGAGGAUGCAGGAAUCCCCACAGAGGAAAUUGGUGGCACCAGAACUGGGGUCUUCGUUGGUGUGAUGAAUCAUGACCAUAAGGUUUUACUCAGCCAGUCAGCAGAAGAAAUAACCCAUUAUGAUGGUACAGGGGUAGCAGUGAGCAUUGCUGCGAACCGGAUUUCAUACACAUUUAAUCUGACUGGACCAUCGGUUGCCCUAGACACAGCCUGCUCCUCUUUUUUGUAUGCAUUGCAUUAUGCCUUGCAUGCAAUCAGACAAGGUGACUGUGAAGCAGCAUUAUGUGGUGGCGUGAACUGCAUCAUAGAUCCCCACAUAUUUGUUUCCCUUUGCAAAGCAAAAAUGAUCUCCCCAGAUGGGAUGAGCAAGCCCUUUUCUAAAAAGGCUGAUGGCUAUGGAAGAGGAGAGGGCUGUGGUGUCCUUUUACUGAAGCCAUUAAAAAAGGCACAAGAAGACUUCAACAAAAUAUGGGGUAUCAUCUGCACCAGUGCGGUCAACCAGGUUGGAAGAUACGUCACUCCGAUCACCAAGCCAUCUCAGCAGCAACAGGAGAACUUACUGUGUGGCAUUUAUCCAGCUCAUGUUGACCCAUCUACUGUUCAGUAUGUUGAAGCACAUGGCACAGGAACCCCUGUAGGGGACCCUGUUGAGGCAGAGAGCAUAGGCAAUGCCAUUGGCAAAAAGAGGUCUCCGAAUCUGCCUCCUCUCAAGAUUGGGUCUGUCAAAGGGAACAUUGGACACACUGAAUCAGCUGCUGGGGCAGCAGGAAUAAUCAAGGUUCUUCUCAUGAUGCACCAUGGAAAGAUUGUGCCGUCCUUGCACUAUUCAGAAAGCAAUAGCAGCAUCAGUACAGAGAAGCUAAACCUCUCCAUCCCAACAACAGUGGAAAAGUGGGAUGAGUCCCAUGAAUUUGGCAGAGUAGCUGGGAUCAACUGUUUUGGAUUUGGAGGCACCAAUGCUCAUGUGGUUGUCAGACAGGCAAAGCAAACCCAGCUUCUCCCUUCAGUCCACAGGCCCGUCGAGCUCUUUGUAAUCUCUGCAGCUUCAGGUAAUUCUCUCAAACUAUCAAUGGAAGACACAGCUAGAUAUUUAAAUACAGGUGGCUCAGCAACACUCCCAAAUCUGGCCUACACAUCUGCAUGUAGAAGAAGCCACAUAAAGUACAAAUACAGGCAAGCAUUUGUGGUGUCCUCUCUGCAGCGCUUAGAACAACAACUUCUUUCUGCAGCUGAAACAGAAACGGUUCCAUCAAAGAAACCUAUACAGCUGAUUUUUGUGUUCCCUGGAAAUGGCCUGAAGUUGAAAGGGAUAUUUAGGACCUUGCUGAAAUCUGAGCCAGUGUUUAGAGACAAAUGUAAAGAAAUAGAACAACUCUUUCAGAAAUAUUCCUCCAAUGGCAUUUUAGAAUUAAGUGAAAGCGAACAUGUGGAUCUGUCAAAUCCUGAGAUAGCCCAGCCCCUGCUCUUCACACUGCAGGUGGCCUUGGUUACUCUUCUGCAGUACUGGGGGAUAAAGCCGAUUGCAGCGGUUGGCCAUUCGGUUGGUGAGGCGGCGGCUGCCCAUUGCGCUGGCCUGCUUUCCCUGGAAGAUGCUGUCAAAGUCGUCCAUCACAGGAGCCGGCUUCAGGCUAAGGUCUCUGGAGGCAAAAUGCUGGUGGUUGGGAACAUCCCUGUUGAAGAAGUGUCCGUGGCCCUGAGUGCAUAUUCAGGAAAAGUCUGUGUGGCGGCAUUCAACAGUCCUCAGUCUUGCACACUGUCAGGAGAUGAAGAGGCUAUCAGUGCUGCUCAGAAGCAUCUAGCAGAAAACUUUAAGAAAAGAAAUAUCUUUCUUCAUCUUUUAAAUGUGCCAGUUGCAUAUCACAGCCACAUGAUGGAGCCAGUGCUGCAAGAGAUAAAAGAAUAUCUCACAGAACUGAAAAAGGGGAAGCCAGAAAUCGACCUCAUUUCUACAGCAACAGGGAAAGCUGCUUCAGAAGAUGAUUUUGUCACAGGGACCUACUGGGCCAGGCAGGUGCGGGACCCUGUUUCUUUUGCAGAGGCCAUACGGACUUCAGUGAAAGGCAAGGAAAAUGCCUUGUUUGUAGAAAUCGGGCCCCAGAGAGCAUUGCAGAGAUACAUAAAUGAAAUAUUAGGGACUCAGGUUAAAGUGUUUUCCUCCAUGCAAGUUGACAAAGAGUAUGAGGCGCUUUUUACACUUAUGAAAGGCCUUUUUGAACUGGGAUUCAAUCUGGAUUGGCAACACCUAUAUGAGGGAUAUCAGGGACCACCAGCAGACUAUCCCAGAUAUUGUUUCGAUCAUAAGAGGCCUGGGCACACUAUUAAAUUCAUCCAACAGCAAAAGCAAGAAGCUGCAAGUUUAAACCAUCCUCUCAUUCCCAAGGGUAACCAUGGCAAUACAGAAUUCAAGAAUUGUAUAUCUCAUUCAGCAACUGCAUAUCUGUAUGAGCACAAGCACAAAGGGAUUGUUCUGGUUCCGGGUGCCUAUUUUGCGCAACUCGCUUUGGCAGCUGUGAUGGAAGUCUCAAAAACAAAAGUGCCCUUAACAUUGUGGCAGCUGAACAUCAAAUUUACCUCACCUUGUGUUUUAAGUAAAGAUUCUCAUGAUCUGGAUGUGAAAAUGGAAUUGCAAGAAGAAGCUGCAGCUUUCAAAAUACUGUCCCCAUCAGGUGCCAUUCAUGCCUCUGGCCAAGUCACGAAGAACACAGAACUUUCUCUUGAAGAAACGAGCAUUUCCUAUAAGGACAUUUUUCUUCGGUGUAAAUCUGUCAUAAGCAGAGAUGAAUUAUAUGAAAUACUGUCUGCUAGUGGAUUUCAGUAUGGUCCGGUGUUCAAGCAGCUCAGUGAUGUCUUUUAUUGUGAAGAGCUGAAAGAAGCAAUUACCACCAUGAAUGUGAAGAAGCAGACCACAGAAGAAAUGCACAGGUUUGUUAUCCAUCCUGUUCUCUUAGACUGUUUCCUACAAAUGACAAUAGUUAUGAUCGCAAAAUCAGCCUUCAAAAAUACUAUCGGAUUUCCUUCUGGAAUAGGCAGCCUUGUGAUUGUUCGACCCUUGGAAGAGGAAAUGAUGCUAUAUAUGAAGAUCAGCAAAGUUGCUGACAACUACUUAGAGUUUUGUGGAUGCUUCACAGAUAAACAUGGCUCUGUCUUGGUUGAGAUGAAGCAUGUUCAGAUAACUUUUGUGAAGGAAACUUCCAUGAGAGAAAAUGGUUUAUUAUUUCAAAGUAAAUGGAAGGAGAUUAACCUCUCCCAGAACUCAAGAGAAGCACCUAUUGUUGCAGUGUUUGCUGAUAAAAUUGGAGUAUCUCAGCAGCUCAAAAAACAUUUGCAUAAAAAUUCUAGGUUUUUAAUGUAUGAAGACUGGGAAAAAUUGCUGGAAUCCAGGAGCCCAGAAUCAGCUGCACAGGACAAAGUUAAGUUAGAGGUGAUGAACUACAGUGAUGUUUUGUUUAUGUGGGGAAUUCAAAGACUGACUGAAGAAAACUCAGAUGUUGUUGCAAGUUUAGCAAAGUGCUGUGAAGCUUUCCGACAACUGGUUAUUACUUUGAAAGAAAGGAACAGUCGUUGCUCCAUCACAAUAAUCACGUACAGGACAACAGACAGGAGCGUGGACCACAUCAACCCUGGCUUUGCCUUGUAUGGCAUGGCCCGGGCCUGCAUGCUUGAAGCUACUAACAUCACUUUUCAGAUGAUUGAUACCAGCUCAACAAGUGCCAUGGACAUCCUGGCCUUAGCAGAUGUUUUGGUUGGGUAUGAUGCUCUACUUUAUCCUGAAGUCUGGAUUAAUCAGGGGAGAAUUUACACUUCUGAAGUCAGGCAGACGCAGACUGACAGUAUAUGUUCCAGUGUAACUUCUCAGAUCUCUCAGGUCUCUGAACUGUUUGCUGUUUAUACUUCCGAGCCUUAUGAAGUACAAGAUUUGUUUGCUGAGCUGGUUGAUGAUAUCAAUACUCCUCUUGAUAACUACAGUGUAGAAGUGCAAAUUGAAAAAAUAAGUAUUCAUUCUGAAGACUAUUUUUCCAUUAGCCUUUCCAGUUGGAACUUUGGAAACACAUUAUAUUGGAAUUCACAGACAAUUGGCAAAUACAGGCUCUUGGCUCUGGAUUGUAGUGGGACUGUAAUUGCAACAGGUUGUAAAGUAAAAAAGUUCAGUGUGGGAGACCGCAUUGUUUCAUGCUACCCAGUCGUUGCAGCUUCAAGACUCAAGCUCCCAGAGUCAGUCUGCCUUAACACACAGAAAUUUCCAUGCUUUGAAAAAGUACCAUAUGUAUCCUUUUUCAGGAUCGCAUGGGAAAUUUUGCAUCAGACUUUACCAAAGAUGAAACAGAAUGAAUGUUUAGGUAUCAUUUCUACUCAUCCAGAAUCAGUUUUGUGCAAAGUGCUUGCACACUCAGCUCAUGAAGGAGGCUGCAAAACUAAAAUUGCAAUACUUGACGAAAGCCUGGAAGAAUGUGUAGCUCACUGCAGUAGCCUUGUUUUCCUGCCUCCUCUGGAAAGAAUACCCAAGGAUGUUUUAGCACGACUUUCGCAUCUCCAGCAUGUAGUGGUAAUACUUGGCAAUUGCAAUUCUGAAUGCCUGAGCUCUCUCCUUGGAAAUGGCCCUGAACAUUUUCAAAUUCAUGUUCUAAAUCUUGCCACCAUUUUUCAGAAAGCAUCUCUGAAGCAGUCCCACAAACUUUUCUCAAGAUGGAUGAAAUCAGUGCAGCUCAAGCAGUUUAAGAAUGUACCUUGUUUGCCCUUUCAGCAGAGACAGAAUGAUGCAAUGUCAUCCUAUUUUACCUGCAAGUCUGUCCCAUUUGUUGCCCUGAAAGGUGGCAAGCAUGACAGCUGUAUUUCGGAUAUUGCAGUGUACAAGGCAAAGAAACUGUUCAAGCAAAAAGCUGUUUACAUUGUCACUGGGGGGCUAACAGGGCUUGGCUUUGAAACUGUGAAAUUUAUUGCUCAGAAUGGAGGGGGCUGCAUUGUCAUUCUUUCCCGGAGAAAGCCUAAUGCUGAAAUGCAAAAAGAGAUUUGUAAUGUGCAGAAUCAGAAUAAACAGAGCAUGAUAGUCAGUGUGCAGUGCAAUGUAAUCUCUAAGUCUGAUGUUGAGAAUUCUAUCAAGUCAAUCAGCAAAACCUUUCCAAAGUGCCCAAUCAAAGGUAUAUUCCACAGUGCUGUGGUUUUCCAUGAUGCAACCAUUGAAGCCUUGAAUCGUGCUACAUUUGAGGAAGUCUUAAGCGCAAAGGUUGCUGGAGCCCUCAAUCUUCACCAUGCUACUCAAGGGCUGAAUCUUGACUAUUUUGUAUGCUAUUCAUCAGUUUCUUCCUUUCUUGGAAAUGCAAUGCAAGCAAACUAUGCUGCUGCCAAUUCCUUCUUGGAACAUUUCUGCCAUUACAGGAGAAACUGUGGACUGGCAGGACAAUCCAUCAGUUGGGGUGCCUUGAAUCUUGGAGUACUGCAAAAUCAAAGUGGCAUUCAAAAUCUUUUGGAAUCAAAGGGCAUAGCAAUUCUGCAGGUGAAUGAAAUUCAUGAGUAUCUUAAAACAAGCCUGACUCUGAAUAAUCCACAGCAAGUUGUGGUCAAGCUCAACAUUAAAUCUUUGAUCACUCAUUACUUUUCUCGAAAUCCAGCACUGAGGAGUCGCAUGCGUCCAGUCCUUGACGAAGCCAUAGGACAUGGUCUUGAACUGCCUGUAAAUAAUGUAAGCAAUGAUUUGGAUCCCAUAAAAGCAGACGACUAUGUCAUGUCAUUGGUGAGCGAACUCAGUGGUGCAGACUCAAGUGAUAUUGCCAUGAACAAACCCCUUGUAUCUCUCGGCAUAGAUUCUAUGUUAGCUAUGACUAUACAGAAUCGCAUUUUUCAGGAGCAAAAUAUUGAUGUACCACUUGUAAAAUUACUUGAUCCCGAGACUACAGUUCUGACUCUAGAAACAGGACUAAUUAACUCUUUCGAAGCUAUACCAAACUGCGAACAAGAAGAAAUACUGAGAUGA